Molecule: messenger RNA, 2172 nt
Organism: Adelges cooleyi (spruce gall adelgid)
Lineage: Eukaryota; Metazoa; Arthropoda; Insecta; Hemiptera; Adelgidae
Product: stAR-related lipid transfer protein 7, mitochondrial
Exons: 8
Coding region: 408-1685 (425 amino acids)
Molecular function (GO): lipid binding
Source: RefSeq, a predicted model, not a curated record
UUAAUCGCGCAUGGCACAUGUUCGCAAAUCACAAUCACUCAUUUUUUCAUUUUUAUCAAGUCUCAAGAUAACCUUGUACAGCGAAAUUCAGCUACUUGAGUCAAACAGUAAACCUACUUAAGAACUGUCAUAAAAUAGUAAUAUAUUAUGUCUAGGCCCUCAAGACUAUUCAAGAAAGUCUAUCUGUCAUUAUGUUAUAAUAAAGUAUAGUUAAAUUAUCCCAACUUAAUAUUUAUUAUGUUUCAUUUUUGUUUUUAAUGCACUAAAUUAGUUUUAGACGAAAUGUUUACGUCAAAUUUAUUCAACAACCACAUAAAAAAAAGUUAGGUGUUAUUUUACCAACUUUUUUAAAAUACAAAUGUCACGGAUUAUUUUAUGAAUCAUCUAAUAAGUACUAAUAGAAAAAUAUGGCGUUCACAAGCAGUGUUUGGAAACCUAAUUUUGUAAUACCUCCAUCGAAAUGUCAUGUACAACACAUUUGCCGUACAUUUUCUAGUCACUGGCACAAAUCAUCUGAUGAUUAUGUAUUUUCAUUUUUAAGAAAAUGUGAUUUGCAUUUUAUUAAAAAACAGAAAUUUGUUGAACACAUAGCUCAUAGUAGGAAAAUUAUUAUUGCCUGUAAAAAAAUGUUUACAGCCAUUAAUCGAUUUAAACAGCAUUUAGCAAGAGGUAGAAGGCAUCUUAUAAUGUGUGCAGCAAUGCCAUUUACGUUUGAUUGGUACAAUGAAAGAAUAUGUUUUGAUGAACUUGUGAGGUUGUGUCAAGAAUUUGAAGUUAUCGAAAAAUUGGUAGAAAAAUCUAGUUCAUCUGAAAUUUUCAAAAAGUUUCAGAAUUCCAGUUCAAAUACUGUAGAUAAAAAACCGAAAUUAAUUACACAAAGUUUAAAUCAAACUUCUGAGAAAAUGCUUCAAUCUAAUAAAUUACUAAACGAUCCAAACAGUUUGGUUUGUACUUGUGAUUGUUCAAGGUGUAAAAAUAUGAAUGAAGACGGGUGGGAACCUUUUUCAUCCAGUGAAAACUUUAAAGCAUGGAAAAAAAUUAACGUUGAUUAUCCUGAUCAAAAAUUGUAUAUUUACAAAGUGCAUGGACAUUUUGAUGAUGUUACACCCUUAGACUUCAUGCAAGUUCAACUUGACUUAGAAUAUCGAAAGGAAUGGGAUAGUAUGUCUGUAGAUCUUGAAAUUUUGGACAGUGAACCUCUUACCUGUAGCGAUCUUAUAUACUGGGAACUUCGCUGGCCGAAAUGGUUUCAAAACCGUGACUAUGUGUUCAAACGGCGCUACAUGAUUGAUGAAAAAGAGAAAACUAUGUGUAUUGUUUGUGAAAGUACUGAACACCCACAAUAUCCUGAAUUUUCAGGAAAAUGGCGAGUAAAAAACUAUUGGUCAUAUAUUGUGAUUAAGCCAAAAUAUGAUUUUGAUAAGGCUGGGGUAGAAUUUUCAAUUACUUAUUUUGAUGACCCAGGAGUGACAGUAUCAAAUUAUCUCACAUCUUGGUACCAAUCUAAAGGAAUGCCAUCAUUUUUAAAUGAUCAAAGAAUGGCAGCAUUAGAGUUAGCGCGUCGGCGAACUGAAUUAAAUAACACCACAGUGUCUGAUAAAAUUAGGGUAGACACUCCAGUGGAACUACCACAAAAACAAACUCAAAGUUGGAUGUCAUGGCUAUUUGGUUACUCUUUAUUUUAAGCUAUAUUUUUACCUACUUUAUUUGUUGUGUUGUAUAUGUUAUGUUGUUAAAUAGAUCAUUUUAAACUUGUUAAUUAUUUGUUGUACUAUAAUCAGUAUAGUUCUUGCCCCCAACCUAUUACUCACUAUAAGAGUAUAGCUUUACCGCUGUUGAUAUUUCUAUUUUAAAUUAUGUUUGUGAAGUUCUAUAACUGUUUUCAGUGUUAUACCCAUAUGUCUGUGAAUUACAAUAUUAUAGGCUGUAAUAAUAACUGAUCUUAUAAUUCAACUAACAUGUAUCUAGCUGCUAGCAAUCUAUUGGCUAUUAUCAUGGGCGCCCGGAGGGGGGCAUGACGGGGCAUUUACCCUCUCCCCUUUAACUACAAAUAUAAUUUUUUAUUUUAAUAUUGUUUAAAUAAAACUAAGUUUAUAUUUAAUAACGAACAAAUAGUAUAUUAUAAUUUUGUCAUAUUUUGUAGUUUACAAAGAAUAAACUUUUUUUUAUGUA